AUGGCUUGACACACAGUAACGCAAAAUCACGGAAAAUACUACACGAUUAUCCGAGGAAUAUUAGUGUUGUGUCAGCUAUAAGAAAAAAAACAGAAAUAAAUUCGAAUUUUUGGAUACAGAGCCGACAGAUAAUCAAAUUUACGGCUAUAGUUUCGGAUACAUUGCCUAAAUCGGAUCAAUAUUAGGAUGGUGUCAUCUUGAAAUCUCGUUGAUAUCAUCAGUGAUGAUGAGGCAAUAACCCAUUUCAUUCUGAUUCACGUGGAACUUUGCUACGAUGACGAGUUUGUGUUUUGGAGAUGCUGUGGCCUUCUUCUCCGAGGAGCAAUACGGAUUCGCCUUUUCAACACAGAGCAGCUCAAUUCAUGCAGAAAUUGCUGUUGCAAAGAACCAGGAUCGGCGGAAACCUAAUAUUCCCGACUGUCAAGUGCUCUCUUUCAAAAUCUGUUACGCAAACCGCUACAAGCUAAACAAAAAGUAUAGAAAAUUAAAGAAGAAAUCUGAAGAAAAUCCAAGCAAUAUUGCCUUAAAAAGCCAAGUCUCAGAAACAAAGAUAGCAGCUGAUGCAGAAAAUGAUGACAAUCGAAGUGAGCAGACCCGACAGAAUGGCAAGAAACUGCUUUAUGGACAAAUUAUACAGCUUUGCCAUGUGUUCACAGGAAAAUUCAUUCAGAUCAGCACAACACAAACAUCAAAGACUGAGACUAGUAAUAUGGAGAUCGUAUUGUCGCCUCACGAUUCCAAGAAUGCGCAGUUCAAGAUUAUGCCUCGGUAUAAGGUGAAAGCUGAGGGUGAUGUGGUCCAGGUCGAUGAUCAGAUCGUAUUAGAAUCCCUAAAGUCCCCUGGUCAAUUUCUACAUGUCAGUAAAGCGGUAUUUGGCACGUCGUCUGUUUAUGCUGGAAAUCAUGAGUUGAACUUGUCGGUGAGGCAGUCUGGCUUCACGAUAUACCGGAGGGAUUCACCGAAACCGGGAGAUGAUUUGCGACUAAAGGCCGGUGUUCCCGUCCGUUUCUUCCACAAGGAGAUUGAGGCUUAUCUAGUGGCGGAGGGGCUCUUCGAUGAUGCCGUCACAGAAGAAGUUCACCUCCGAGUGCGGGUCAUGGAUCAAAACAAUCCCAAGACGCUGUUCCCCUCCAGUUCGGCGCUAACGUAUUGGCAGAUAGAGUUUGAGGAGGGGAUCAUUAGUGGUGAGGUAGUGCGAUGGGAGCAACAGUGCCGGAUCCGUCACAUGUGCACGCGAAAGUAUCUGCGGAUCGAAACCGAUCUGUCUCUGAAGCUGACAGACAAGUACCAGGAUCCGAGCACGGUGUUCAGGCUUCACCCAGUCAUCAAACUUAGUUCUGUUGGCGGUGAUACACUUAAGGAAAUUGAUGAGGUUGAAUACGAGUCUUACUGCCGAUUAGAACACGUCGUGACGGGGCGAUGGGUGCACGCCCUGAAUGACGAAUAUGAGGGACAGCUCUCCAAGAAGGUUGAUGACAGGGAUACAUCCAUGGCUGGCCUCAAGUGGAGCCAGGCUAGUCUCAAACAGAUUACUGUCAUCGAGGAGAAGCGAUACGAUGAUGCGUUCACCAUCCAAUUAGUCGAAGCCCCAUUGGUCGAAAUUUUCAACUACAUGGCGGGAAUGGUGCCCUUUAUUCAAAAACUCAUCAAAGAAAAGAAAGAUGGCGCCAACCUGAAUGCCAAGCAGACGCACGAGAUCGUGCAGGCAUUGCAAGAGAUGAAGGAGUAUAUGGUCGUCAAUAGCGUCCCGAAUAAAAAUCGUCAGAAGUUGAUGAGGAAUCUGAGGAUAGUUGAGCUCCUGGUGACACUCCUUCAGAUUCCUUACAGAGGCAGCAACGACCAGAGCCAUCUGACCAAGAUAUUCGUCGAGUCCUAUGAUGUUUUGUACACUUACCUGAUGGGCGACAGCAGAAAGAAUGAACUCUACAUUGCCAAGUACAUCGACUUCUUUCAAAAUCAGAUUUCAUACCCGGGUGAGAUUGGCCUGAACGCUGCCCACAUGACCAUGGAACUCAUAAAAGACAAUCGCAAAAUCGUCGACCGCAUCACCAAGGAGUACAUCAACGACAUCAUCAGCCUUCUUGGGGAGAACAAGAGCUAUCGCUACCUGGACCUACUGAGCGUGCUCUGUGUGUGCGAUGGGGUCUCGAUCUCCGAUAACCAGACGUAUAUUACGGAGCAAUGGUUGAUGCAGGGCAAGAAGUGUGUCUUCUUGACUGAGCUUGGCCAGAAAAUUGGCAAAGAUUCGAAUGUGGUGUAUGUCUCAAUGGACAAUGGCAGGACAUGGGUGUCACUCAGUGAUUUUGCUAAUGAGUGCCGAACUGCUAUGAUCGAAAACAAACGCAAGAUGUUGGUGAUCGACCAACCAAAACAUGAAAAGUUACGCAGGAAAGAAAAGCUGGCGAAAAUUGCGUCAGCCGACAUGGUGGAGAACUUCUUGUUCCUCGAGCAUCAGCUGGACUUGUUCGGGAAGCUGUGCUAUGGCCGGAAUGAAUUUGCCAUAGAUGUGAUCACCCAGAAGCUGUGCUAUCUGACAUGGGAGGAGGCAUUCCUCUGCCUGACCAACGAGGUCUUCCCUGACCAACUCAGGGCAAAGUACUGUCAUCUUAUCAUUGGCAUGUUUGUUGAUGUUGGUGUCAACCAGUCCGUCCUCGACAACAUCAACCUCUCAUUCGUCUAUGACAAUAUCUACGGCGGUGGGCCGAACACCGCCAGGACAGUAGAGGUGACGACACCUAGGAGUCAGUUUGGUACCAAAUAUUUCCCUCAGCUGCGAGAUUGGAUGGAGAGGUUCUUGGAUAACAACAAGGAUAUGACGGCUUCGGAGAUUGGUCACAACCUGUUGGUGGAGCAGGUUCUGCGGCUGGUGCACUACUUAGUAAGGUUUGGAUAUUACGGUGAGCAGAGCGACAUCAAGAAGUUACUGACGCCUCUUCUCAGUCUCCUCGAUGGACGGAAUGACAAGCCUUACCCCAAGACUAACAAGACUCACAACCAGCAAGAUUUCAACAAAGUGACUGAGCAUUACAGGAACGUCGGUCGGUACCAAGAGAGCCCUGAGACCAAGGCCGUCGUGGAUGCCAAACAUCAGGCCAUGGAGGUGUUGGACCUGUUCUUCAACUUCCGUUUCAACACGAGACUCGAGCGUUUUGUGAGUGAAUUCAAGAUGGUUCAUCAACAGUCCAUGACAGCAGGUGCAUCGCCAGAUCUUGGCCCCUUUCUCUCUGAAAAUUAUGACAUCUAUGACAGUGAAAGUGUUAAUAAAGUCGCUAAGAAGAAACUUAAGGAGAUGUUCCAAGAGUCCUCCUACUUCAAGGGAUAUGAUAUAGUCUCUAUCCUCCUGGACUUGUCGCAUUACAAAUAUGACAAGAUGGUCACCCAGUCCAUGCACCUUCUAAACCGCUACUAUUCCGCACACGACAACCUGUUCCGGCGUGCUGUGCAGGCCCAGGUCCUCAUAACCGACCGGUCCAACCAGGUCCUAACGGAGCUCCAGGAGAUUUUACCAACACUGCGGAGGCUGGCGACGGCCAAGAUGAAUUCGGAGCAAGUCGAGACGAUGUGUACCAUACUGAAUAAGUUGACGGGAUACUGCUCAUUGGAGAAAGAACCUGAGGAAGUUCACUGCAUGAACCAGAGUAUUCUCUACAAUCAUGAAAUCCUGUCUGACAUUUUUGACAUCCUUUCCCAGGAAAUCGAUGUUCGACUAUUGGACCAGUACGGAGGCAUCCAAAUGGUCUUCAAGAAGACGUUCAUCCUGCUGCAGAGGUUGGCGCGAGGGAACGAGGUUGUUCAGCAACGUUUGUUCGAUCGUCUGGACAAGUUGUUGACGAUACAGGGUGCGGAGGCAGAGAUGGCCAUAGCUUUGACUGAGGUUUUCACAGGAAAUAAGUCUACUUGUAUGAAGAUCCUGCCGUACCAGGUGCAGAAGAUCAUGAUCCUUGUGGCCCAGAAUCUGAACCAUGCGCCACAGUUCCUCGACCUUCUGAACGCGGUCGUCAAGGUCGAGGAGUUGGACUUGCCCUUGAAGCGGAACCAAGGUUACGUGAUGAAAUACUUCAUGCAGUACAGAGCCGAAGUUGCUGGGGUGAUUGACCAGCCAUCAGAUGCCAGGAACAAGAUCUUGACCACACCCAACCAUCCUGACAUACAGUACCUCAUCUCCUUGGUCGAUUUGCUAGCUACCUGUGCUGAGGGUGAGAAUCGGUUCAUCGAGUCCAUCUGCCAGACCAUCUUCAGUGUGAUGGAACUGCUAGAAGUCAUCAACAACACCAGCAUCAGUAACAACCUCAAGAAGCCAUACCUCAGGUUCUUCCUGUGGGUCUACCUCAAUACAGCCGGUGGCAUGAUAGAGAGUGGCUCGGGGGACCUACCUCAUGAUCCGCGGAUGUGGGAGUACCUUAACGGCCUCAACAAAGAAAUGUCCAAGCUCUCAACGUUUGCGGAAUCGAACUUGGACACAUGUAAACAACUACUGAAGAAGCCACCGGCUAAAGUUUCAACCAACAAAUCUGAUGUCGAGUUACACCAUGGGAGCCUCUGGUACAUUUUCGACGGGGUCAUGCCAUUCCUACAGGUGUUCUUCAGGACGUAUUACGCCCCUGACCGAGAGCACUACCCAGAUGAGGCGGACAGGGUCGAUAAACUAGCCAACACAAUGAUGGCAUUUGUUGACAAAUAUGGCCCCCUGAUCAGCGAUGUCACCCGUAUGAAGACCAUGGUAUCCUGCAUGAGCUCGGUGCUGUCAGCAUCCACUCUCCCGGUCAAGGUGAAAGAGACACGGUUCAAGGUGAUGGAGAACUUCCAAGAGAAAUAUGGAGCGAGAGUGAGGACAGGGGAGCUCAAGAGUGAUGGACAAAAGUCUUAUGAAGAAUACUACCGCUCUGAAGAAGAACUAAACAACCAGUUGAAUGUCUUUGCCAACAACUACGGCUGUGCCUAUGGCGGUUACAACGAUGUCCAAACGCAAAUUGGGUUCCCCGCCGAUAAAGAAUACACCGAUAUCGGGGGAGACGAAGAGCUUCCUCUGGGCGAGGAGUUCCAGAAUCAUAUCAGUUGUUUCAUCGACCAGAAGGCGCAUGGUCAAAGGGAGAAGUACGAACUGUGCGGGAAGUUGGUGGAGACGCUCAUGAUUUCAGCGACAAGGACGCAACUCAACGAGAAAGACAGAAUCGAACAGGCGACAUUGGAUCUGAAAUGUCUCCAGUUGUUGAGGGGAAUUAUACACAACGAGAUCAUCAAGCUGCCAGAGGAGUGGCAGAAUGAUCCUGCAGUUAACAAGAGCUGGUCUUCUAUUAAAAAGCAACUGAACAUCAUCUGUGAGGCCCAGAACGCCCUGAAUGGUCAUGACGCCAUGUUGAAGGUUCUACCCCACAUCACGCGACCCGGGGACGAAAUUGUACGUGAAGUCUUGGGCUUCCUCGGAAUGAUGUUAUUCGCCGGGAACGAGGAUGUCCAGCAGAGCUUGAUCUCCUACUUCCUGGGGACGAGGGAGGAGAAGUUCUUCUUUGCCGUUAAGAAUCGGAUGCAGCUCUCUGCAAUAGCUACAAAGGAGAGACGUUCACUGAUGGCGCAGCACCAAGCCAAACUAGAGGAGGCCAUAGCACAAGCCAAGGCUCUGCGUAAGGCCAUGAAAGCGGGUCAGAUGGCGACGGAACAGAUCAUGGCAGCCAAUAUGCUGGGCUCUGUGCUACAUUCUGGUGCGUCCAUGAGGAGCUCAGGUUCUUGGAGCAAGAAAGGGGGAAGAAAGUAUAAGAGUAAAAAAGAUAGAUUGAGGAGGGGAAAAACGUCCACCGAACAACUCAAGAAGCGUUUCGGUGGCGGACGGUCGCCGGGCGCCAGUCGCGUCAGUUUGAAUGCAUCCAGCGCCAACAUGCUGAACAGCUCCUCCUUCAAACUGAACGCCUUGGCCUUACACCCGCCCCCAACGGUGAAUGUUGGGAAGGCAAAUGGGGGCAUGGAGAUGAUGCCCAUGAGGAAGGACGAUAAGAUGCCGCUGAUUAAGAAUUCGGUCGCACCGAUUAAUGCACCGGAAAUCACGAUUGAUAAAGUUGAUGAUGAAGAUCUGGACGAGUUGGCCCAGGAGGUGAUGUUCAGCCAGAAUGAUGACGAACUUGAGUACAAGGAUGAGGGCUACAUCGAACUGGUGUUGCGGGUGCUGGCGUUCAUGUGUGACGGACAGAACAAGACUUUACAGGACUACCUCCGUGAGCAGCCCGACAACAUCAAGUCUGUGAACCUGGUUGCAGAGACAGCCAGAUUUCUCAGUCUGGUUUAUUCAAAUGUCAACAGGGGGACGGUCGGCCUCAUCACGCAACUCUUUGGUACUCUGGUUGAAUUCACAUCAGGCAAUAUGAUGAAUCAGGCUGUGGCAUUUGAGAACAAAGUAUGCGACUACAUCAACCACAUCCUGAGAGUUGGCAAAUUCACUGGAGUCAAAAAGCAUCAGGAGCUUGAACUAAAAGAAGCGAUCGGCAACCUUGUGAUGGCCAUGAUGGAAGAGAAUUUCCUGAAGGGGAAGGAGGGUCAGUCAAAGAUACCGUGGAUUGCCAAGGAUGUGUCAGUCACAGUUGAUGCGGAGGGCUUGGCAGUCAUUAUGUACGAGAGCCAUAGACUCAUAACGACCAGGAAUGAGUCCCUGAUUGACAAGGUCUGUGACCCUAAAGAUGAAGACACGCACAAGAUGGACCACAAAGAGAAGCUGGAGAAAGUACAAGAAUACAAGGAACACGUGAAGAAGGUCGGAUUCCUUUAUUUCCACAUAGUGUGUCGUAUUAUGGAUCUCGACGAGGAGGACACAGUCAGCAGAUCACGGUUGGUGAAGACACCCGAGCAGGACACAGCGUGGGAGUAUUACGCGGGAUCUACUCUUUCUGCAGAAUUACUCACUGGUGAAGACUUACAGAAGGUUUACUUCAGGGUCAGAGACAAGACGGUCUUGAGAGAAGAAGUAAAGGAUAAAUUCAAGUACGAAGUGGACCGAUCAUCGCCCAGCAAUAAGUUACGAGACUUCAUGGACUGGUCCAAAGACAUUAUCAAGGAUAUCAAAUACCAACAAUGGGUCCUCGCAAACCCGCUCGGGAAGAUAUUCGUACGCUUAUGGAUGUUUUUCAAUUUUUCUGUGAUAUUUUUGAGUUUUUUGAUUUCGUGUGUCAUCAUUGGAACAUACGCGGAGCCGAAGUUGUCAGAUGGAACAGCUGACUAUGUCACAGUCAAGCCAAUCUUUGACACGUGGGUGUCAUACUUCGUGUGGGUUUGUGGCGGAAUUCACAACUUCCUCUCCAUGGGCAUGCUCAUAAGUUACUUCCUAUCGAACAAACCAGUGUUCCCACGAUGCUCUGCUAUCAAGAGGAGAAUAGCUGAAAGAAGAGAGAAAAAGACAGGAGAAGCCAAGUCGAAGAAAACGAAGAAUAAAGGACUAUCUCAAGAUGAUGAUGAUGAUGAUGAUGACGAUGACAGAGAAUCAAAUCUUGAGGUCAAAUUCUUCAGUUUUAGGACCUUCUACUACAUGAUCUUAUUUGGCUUGUCCAUCCUGGGAACAGUAUUCUGGGGCUAUUUCUUCAGUGUCCACCUGCUGCAUGUCGCGACUAUCAAUCAACUGUUAGCGAGGGUCAUCCGAGCUGUCACUCAAAAUGGGAAGUCCCUCCUCUUGGUGGCCAUGCUGUUCGUGGUCUUCUUCUAUAUCUACGCCGUGCUCAGUUUCGCAUUCUACCGCGAACUCUAUGACGCCAACACCGGCCAUUUCUGCACAACCAUGUACGAGUGCUUCGUGACUGUGAUACAUAGGGGGUUAAUUGACGGCAUUUAUAGCUUCACGAACACAAAACUUGAGGAACUGAUGGCGCCCCCUUACGGCCGAGCAUUCUCCUAUUAUGCAAUUAAGACGAUAUUUGACAUCACGUUCUUCAUCCUCGUCACGACUAUCGGCCUCAACAUCAUCUUUGGCAUCAUCGUGGAUACGUUCUCUGAGUUGAGAGACAGCAAGUGGAACAUUGACAAUGACAUGAAAUCGACAUGCUUCAUCUGCAGCCGAGGCAGCUAUGACUUCGAACAUCACGGAGGUGGCUUUGAGAAACACGUCAAGCUGGAGCAUAAUCAGUGGGCGUAUCUGUUUUUCUUCAUUCAUCUCAACGAGACAAGGAGCAAUGACUACACUGCAAUUGAACUCUACGUCCACAGAAUGCUUGAGAGAGGGAACUAUGACUUCUUCCCCGUGAAUCGGGCGCUGGCGCUCCAGCAUGAAGAGGACUCGAAUGAGAUGAGACUUGAGCAACUGAUGACGCAAGUGUCCUAUCUUGUCAGCAAGAUGAAAGAAGAGGAGGCUUCCAAGCAACGUGAACUCGAGAAGAAGCGCCAGGCUGAGUGGGAAAAACAACACAAGUCCCAUAGGGAUGACUAUGACUUUGAAAGCGACAUGGCCAAGGCUGCCCUUCGGCCCAAAUCUUCGAGAUUGGCCAGGAAGCAUUAACAUUGUGCUGAGAUUUUACCUUGAAUGGAUCUGUCGGAAUUUGAUGUCUAAAUCUAUCUGAAUCACUCUAAGACCUUGUAAUUCCUUCCUGUAAAAGCUGUAAACUCAUAGUAUUUUGUUAGUUGCCAGUGACUGAUUUGAAGAAGUUGCAGAUCUCAUCAAUAAAAAGUCAGUUACCUCAUUCUAGUAUUUGCAAAAUUAUGAGUCAAAGAUAUUGUGAUAUUGUAAAUAGUGAAAUGUCUUUUGUUUUCUUCAAAGGUUUUAUUUGUUGAAAUUAUUUAUCUAUUUAUUCAUUGUUUGGGCACGCAGGGAAACAAGGAUGUUUCUUAAUACAUGUAGUGUUGCCAGUACCAUUUCAGACUUAGUUUAGAGUACAGUCCAAGUCACAAUUGACAUCCUUCGUGGUUUGCAUCAGUUACGCACAAUGUACACGCAAGUUGUGCGUUGAGUUGUGCGUCACUGGCCGCCAGUUUUUUGUACAAGGAAAGAAUAUUACCAUGUAAACUGAACUGAACAUUGUAAAGGACAAAUUUUUACGGGAACUAUAGUUUCGGCAGAGUAUUCAAAUAAGAGUGAUUUGCAAUUUGAAAAAAAUUGGAAAGAGUGAAAUUCAGUAAAAUUAUUAUGAAACUCUGAAAAGUUUUGGGCAAUGAAAAAAAGAAAAGGCUUGAAAAUUUUUCGGAUUACAUACACUUUGUGAGUUGUCUUCACAGCAUUGUUGAAAUCAUUUAUAAAAUUUAGUCGUUGUUGAUAAUUAGCUAUGUACACAGAUUAUAUGUUUACACCGCUCUAAACAUUCCAAUCAAAUACAUUUUGUAAAUUUCAAGCGAUGUCAAAUAAGUUAUUUUG
This is a messenger RNA of Lineus longissimus, 9316 nucleotides long. RefSeq names its product inositol 1,4,5-trisphosphate receptor type 3-like. The record is from RefSeq and is a predicted model, not a curated record. Lineage: Eukaryota; Metazoa; Nemertea; Pilidiophora; Heteronemertea; Lineidae. Gene Ontology annotation, biological process: calcium ion transmembrane transport. Bases 275 to 8467 code for a protein of 2730 amino acids. Gene Ontology annotation, molecular function: inositol 1,4,5 trisphosphate binding; inositol 1,4,5-trisphosphate-gated calcium channel activity. Gene Ontology annotation, cellular component: endoplasmic reticulum; membrane. The transcript is spliced from 60 exons.